Molecule: messenger RNA, 4783 nt
Organism: Toxotes jaculatrix (banded archerfish)
Lineage: Eukaryota; Metazoa; Chordata; Actinopteri; Toxotidae
Product: nuclear receptor subfamily 2 group F member 6-like
Exons: 5
Coding region: 1621-2841 (406 amino acids)
Biological process (GO): anatomical structure development; negative regulation of transcription by RNA polymerase II; cell differentiation
Molecular function (GO): RNA polymerase II cis-regulatory region sequence-specific DNA binding; nuclear receptor activity; zinc ion binding
Source: RefSeq, a predicted model, not a curated record
UAAAGGAGGGAGCGAGGCAGAGACACAGAGAGGGGAUUGAGAGGAGCAGGAGAGGAGGCUAUCUCUGGGCUGCUCUCCACUGCAGCGUCUGGCUUUCACUAAAAGGUCUGUGACCGUGUUUUUCCUGCGCUCGUUUGCCUAAUUUAUUCCUGCCGGGGACCAGCAGAAAGAAAGGCGGAAAGGAAAAAAGGACAGGGAGAGUAGUAAAGAGUGCAACAGUACACCGUGACUCGCUGACAGGGAAUGCAGAGAGGUCCUGGCCUCUGGUUGUUACUGCUGGAUGGACCAGCACUGACAAAACAAGAGAAGGGGGAGAAAGACAACACUUUGAGAGAAGAGAGGCAACUGCCACCAAGGAGCUUACUCAAACUCUGCUUUUGUUUUGGCUUGUUGUUUCUCCUGUGACAUUUGAGCCUCUGACACCACAGACUCUGAGGAGUUGGAGCAGCCACAAGAAAACAUAAUUUCACCACAGACAACAGAAGACGAGGACUUAUUUGAUGAACUCUGUCGCUGCGGAGCCCACAUUUUCAAAGAGUGAAAGGAGUGUAUUGUCUUUUUCAUCACUCAUCUAAUUUUAAUAUCAAGUGUGGGAUCAUUUUCUACAUAUAGUUAUUUUGAGGGCACAAAGGUGUUCCUGAGCCAAAGUACCAGCUGUGUACAGAAGCUGAAGUGGCACUGUGGUCAUCUUCUCUCAGAAAACCUACCAAAGAACAGGACAAAAUCCAACUGUGGAACUCUCCAGAUGUUUUUUUUUUCUUUUGGGACAUGUGUGAACAUUUCCAGAGCAAAAUAUUAUCUUAUUUUUCCUCUUCAUCACAAUCACCUCUACUUCUGUAACAGCCUCGACAAGUCAAAAGUGCGUCUGGACUAGAACUGCCUCAGAUCAGCAGAUAACACCUCUGCACGGCAGGAACUGGUUGGACUAGUUUGUAAGUUGGAGGAGAGGGCAGGGCAGUUUAACCCUGCCUGAAGGAGAGCUGUGUUUUUUUUCCUCCCACUUGCUUGUCCUUUUGGGAGAAAGUCGUGCGCUGAGAGAGGGGCUGAGCUUCUUUUUUCUUCGGAGAGCGACUCUUGUUUUGUCCCUCACCACUAUGCUUAGGGAUAGGUGAGGUUUUUUUUUUAACUUCUUCCAGGGGGGGAAACUGAGAGAGAAAGUGAGAGGGAGGAAGAAAGAAAGAGGGAGUCAAAGAGUAAUUUAUUGUUUCCUGUGAAAAGAACAAGGCUGCACCCUUUUCUCCUGCCUGAACUCUGAACCACUAAAUGUGUGUCUGAAGUUUUCUCAGACCUUGGGAGCUAUUGAUCGGAGGUCAGGCCAGAAAACAGAGGGGUGAAAGACAAGCACAGAGAGAGCAGAGGGAUUAAAGAAGAGAGAGAAAACAGCACUGGGAAGGACCUCCAGGUCAGUCCAAGCAGAUUGCAAAGGGGGGAAAGGUCAACACAGUGAAGACCGGGACAACUUUUCAUCACAUUUUUGGACAAAACCUGCCUUGAAUUACAAUCCUGGAGCCACUGUCCUUGAGUCUGGAAUCAGUUUUUAAACUUUUAGGGUAGCUGGAAGCUGGAGGACAGGGCGGGUCUGUGUAUGAUCCACUCACAGGACUGCGUGUCUCAGAGAAUAUGGCCAUGGUGAGCGGGGGAUGGGGCAACCCCAACGGGGACACUAAUGGACUGGGGGAGAAGGCUUACCUGAGGAGGGAGGAGGAGGAAGGAUCGCCUCAGGCCGGGAGCAGCGAUGUGGACGUCGGAGACGAGGACAAGGCCUGCGUGGUGGACUGUGUGGUGUGCGGGGACAAGUCCAGUGGGAAGCACUACGGCGUGUUCACCUGUGAGGGCUGCAAGAGCUUCUUCAAGAGAAGCAUCAGACGAAACCUCAGCUACUCCUGCAGAUCAAACCGAGAAUGCCAAAUCGACCAGCAUCACCGCAAUCAGUGCCAAUAUUGUCGGCUGAAGAAAUGUUUCCGAGUUGGGAUGCGCAAAGAAGCUGUCCAGAGGGGUCGGAUCCCUCCAUCUCACUCAGGUAUCAGUCCAAACUCCCUGCCAGGUGGAGUUGGAGGUGCAGGGCCAGGUCACAUUGGGGCAGAUUAUUUCAACGGGCAGCCGGUUUCAGAUCUCAUCUCCCAGCUACUCCGGGCUGAGCCGUACCCAAAUAGCCGUUACGGGGCCCCCUACAGCCAGGCACAGAUGCAGGGAUCUGCGAGCGGAGCCUCUGUCAUGGGCAUCGACAGCAUCUGUGAGCUGGCCGCCCGGCUCCUCUUCAGCACCAUCGAGUGGGCCAGAAACAUCCCAUACUUCCCAGAACUGCCAGUCUCAGAGCAGGUGGCGCUGCUGAGGCUGAGCUGGAGCGAGCUCUUCAUCCUGAAUGCUGCCCAGUCUGCUCUGCCUCUGCACAUGGCUCCUCUGCUGGCAGCAGCCGGGUUUCACUCAUCCCCCAUGUCUGCCGAACGUGUGGUGUCCUUCAUGGAUCAGGUCAGGGUUUUCCAGGACCAGGUGGACAAGCUGAACAGGCUGCAGGUGGACUCAGCUGAGUACAGCUGCCUCAAAGCCAUUGCACUGUUUUCACCUGAUGCAUGUGGUCUGACAGACCCAGCCCAUGUAGAGUCCCUGCAGGAGAAGGCCCAGGUCGCCCUGACAGAGUACGAAAGGUUGCAGUACCCCAACCAGCCUCAGCGGUUCGGCCGCUUACUGCUGCGUCUGCCUGCUCUGCGUGCCGUGCCGGCCAACCUCAUCUCCCAGCUCUUCUUCAUGCGGCUGGUGGGCAAGACGCCCAUCGAGACGCUGAUCCGAGACAUGCAGCUAUCGGGGAGCUCCAUCAGCUGGCCCUACGCACCGGGGCAGUAAACCCCUGUGAUUCCAGAGUAAGAUGGAUUGAGUUAAGAUGGGGAAAGUACAGAGAUCACAAAGAUUACACACAAGUACAAACUGAGUGUUAUGAAUACAAACUGGGAUCCUGUUUGUGAGUGUAGAGGUCAGUUCUUGCCACAGUAGCCCUGUGACGUUUGGUGGUAGUCACACCAAAGCUGUUUUCAGGGAAACAAAAAUGUACAUUUGUCUUUAUAUAUAUAUAUAUAUGUGUUUGCUGCACUUGACAGUUUUCUCUGACCUCCAUCUGAUCUCUCUUUGUCUCUGUCUGGACAAAAACACAGAGUUUUGAUUAAAAUGUAAACUCUAACAUGAGGCCAUGUGCCUGUACUACCUCCUCCCACAUCACCCCUCAUGUGACUCAGUCUGAAUCCAGGUGCAAGUGUUUUCCCUCUGCUUUGUUUUUGAGUCAAAAUGAAGCCAUAGCAGUGCCACUUUUACAGGCAGAGCUUUAUAUUGUCACAAUUGGUACAUGUUGUGCAGGUUGUGUAAUGUUUGAUAUGUGGGAUGAAGUAUAAGACUUACUUACCAAAUGUAUUUGUGAAGACUGCAAAGUAUCACCUUGUACAGCACUAAAACAAAGAAGAGGCAUGAGCUUUGUAUUAUAUAUUAUACUAUGUAAAGUACAACCAAGAAAUAUUUUAUAUCUUAUAUACUUAAAGGUAUGGUUCAACAUUUUGGGUGUUCCGCUCAUUUCCUUUCUUGCCAAGGGUUAGCCAUUUAGCCAUAAAGACUAAAAAUGAGGAAACAGCUAGCCUGGCUCUGUGAGACACUAACAAAAUCCUCCUUUCAGCAACACUAAAGAUUGCUAGUAUGUACCAAACUACUUUUCUCUAAACUAGUGGGGACUCAAGAGACUUACUGGUCCUGACCAAGAAAUAGCACAUAACCCAUAUUGUCAGAUAUAACCUUUAAAGACAACCUUUAGCAGGCAUGAGUGGAAUUGAUCUUCUCAACUAACUCUGGGCAAGAGAGCAAAUAACUGUAUUUCCCAAAAUGUUGAACUGUUCUUUUAACAUAGUAUAUUAUAGGAUAACAUUCUUGCUCAGACACACCCUGGCUCCUCAGACAGUCACAUCCCUGUCUAACAUUAUUACCUCAUGUUUUAUACAUCAAAGAUUGUAUAGUGAACUAUUCAAGUACUAAAGAUAAAUAUAAAGGGAUCAAGUUGUCAUUAUCAAAGAAACCAUGAACAAUAAUAUUCCUUGAAAGACCUGUGUCCACCAGACUUUAGUCAAAAUAUAUCUGAAAUGAUUUUAAAAUGUAAAGUUUGAUGUAAGAGGACACCUAAAGUUUGACAGAUCAUUUACGGAAAGCUACACUGAGUCAAAUAACUCUUGCUUUUCUGUGUAAUCUCUGCAAACUGGGCACUGUUUCUUUUGCUUUUGUAAGGGUAGAGGUAGUUUGAUUUUGAUUUUUGUUGCAUUUUUGAUCCCUUUUCAAAAGCACAUCCUAACGGACAGAGGUCACUUUCAGAUAAUUACUACACUUAUGCAAGGUACUCUGAAAAUUGAGGUGUAAAGGUUAUGGCGUUUGUUGGUACUGAGAUAAAGGGUACUAAGUGGUUUAUGAGUGUUAUUGCCAUGAACUGCAGCUCAAUGUGACAAAAGUUGGUCUUUCCAAAUUAAUUGACUGAAAGACAGCGUGAGGAUAAAUAUGUUUUUUUUUGGUAUAAAGUUUUGUAUUAUCUCUUAUUAUGACAUAAAAGAGGCAACGAUGACCAUGAUCCCUGAUGCUGUCAAACAACUUCACCAACAGCUAAUUGUGCUGAAUCCCUGAAUCACUUUGUGUUGUUUGCUUGAAUAUGAACUCUAGUGAUUUGACUGUGUAGCUUUACAUUUAAAAGAAUCAUGUUUCUAUGACCAUGCCAAAACUAAAAAAAAAAAAAGCAAAACAAUUUCUUAUGGCUCACUGGUUAUUU